Brenthis ino (lesser marbled fritillary) is the source of this 1101-nucleotide messenger RNA. The record is from the annotation of a GenBank genome assembly. Lineage: Eukaryota; Metazoa; Arthropoda; Insecta; Lepidoptera; Nymphalidae.
AUGUUCCGCUUUGCAAUACUCGCUGCUGUGGUCGGGAGCUGCGUUUCCUUUCGUUUUUGCGGAAAUAGCAGACAGUCCCUAUUGUUACUAAUAUCAUCUGUGGUCGAAUUAAGACCAAUUUUGCCCAUGUGCGAUGAGAAUGAUGGUGGAAAAGCGCCAAGGCUGCCUUUAAAUGAUGGAAACUCUAUCCCAGCUCUAGGUCUCGGAACAUUUUUGGGAUUUGACGAGCACGGUCAAAAAGAAGUAAAGCCGGGUGACACAGAACUGCCUGCUUCUUGGGCUUUGAAUGCUGGAUACAGAUUAAUAGAUACAGCUUCUAUAUAUAAUAAUCAAGAUCAGAUUGGUUCGGCAGUACGUAAGUCAGGCAUACCCAGAGAACAUGUAUUCGUCGUUUCAAAGCUCGGGAUCAACGAGCAAAGGACAGUGAUACCAGCUUUGAAGAACACUCUGGCACAAUUAAACAUGUCUUACGUGGACCUGUACCUCAUACACUUCCCAAUAGCUUUUAAGCCAGAUCACAGUGGGUACGAUGUAGUAGAUUACUUGGAUACAUGGAAAUCGAUGGAAGAAGCUAAAAAGAUGGGUUUAACGAAGUCUAUAGGCAUUUGCAAUUUCAAUAUCAGCCAAAUGGAGCGAUUAUUGGCGAACUGCGAAAUUAAGCCGGCCGUUUUACAAGUGGAGGUCAAUCUAAAUAUGGCUCAAAACAAAUUACUUCAUUUUGCGAAAGAAAAUAACAUACAAGUAAUGGCGUAUACGCCUUUUGGAUCUCUCUUUUCAAAAAGCUCAACCCCUCCACCCCCUAGAGCUGAUCACCCCACCCUUUUGAAUUUGGGAAAGAAAUACGGCAAAUCUGCACCACAAAUUGUUUUAAGAUAUCUGGUUCAACGAGGUGUCGUGCCAAUCCCAAAAUCGACUAAAAAGGAACGAAUUGAACUGAAUAUAGAUAUAUUCGAUUUUGAAUUGACAUCUGAAGAAAUGGAUACAUUGAGUAAAUUCAACCAAGAUUACAGAGUAGUGUGGCCUAGCUUUUGGCAAGAUCAUCCAUAUUAUCCGUUUGAGAAGAAAGAUGUACCAGAUCCAGAUCUGUUCAAAGGAGGAGAA